Messenger RNA from Arabis nemorensis, 795 nucleotides. The record is from the annotation of a GenBank genome assembly. Lineage: Eukaryota; Viridiplantae; Streptophyta; Magnoliopsida; Brassicales; Brassicaceae.
AUGAGGUCAGUAAAAGUUAGCAAUCUCUCCUCAGGAGCAACAGAGCAUGAUAUAAAAGAAUUCUUCUCUUUUUCUGGUGAAGUUGAAAGCAUCGACAUCCAAGGUAACGAGCAUAGUGCUUAUGUCACGUUCAAGGAUCCUCAAGGAGCAGAGACUGCUGUGCUCUUAUCAGGAGCGAGUAUUGCAGAUCAAUCAGUCAUCAUUGAGAUGGCUCCUAACUACAGUCCACCUGCAGCCCCUCAUGCUGAAACUCAGAGCGGGGGUGCAGCAGAAGGUGUUGUCCAGAAGGCAGAAGAUGUUGUGAGCAGCAUGCUAGCAAAGGGAUUCAUUCUUGGGAAAGAUGCAGUUGGCAAAGCAAAAGCUUUCGAUGAGAAACACGGUUUCACUUCAACUGCAUCCGCAGGAGUUGCAACCGCAACCGCUGGAGUUGCUUCACUAGACCAAAAGAUAGGUCUAAGCCAAAAAAUCACAGCUGGUACAAGCUUGGUGAACGAAAAGAUCAAGGAGGUGGACCAAAGCUUCCAGGUAACAGAGAGGACCAAGUCUGCUUUCGCUGCUGCAGAACAGACCGUGAGCAGCGCAGGAACUGCCGUGAUGAAGAACCGUUACGUGUUAACCGGUGUGACUUGGGCCGCAGGAGCGUUCAACAGAGUGGCUAAAGCGGCUGGUGAGGUUGGACAGAAGACGAAAGAAAAGGUUGAGGCCGAGCAACCGCCAGAAGCACCACAGUCGCAGCAGCAACCUCCACCAGAAGGGUAUGCUCCAAUUCAUUCGUCUGAAUACUCGAAGAACUAA